Molecule: messenger RNA, 12622 nt
Organism: Nematostella vectensis (starlet sea anemone)
Lineage: Eukaryota; Metazoa; Cnidaria; Anthozoa; Actiniaria; Edwardsiidae
Product: dynein axonemal heavy chain 7
Biological process (GO): microtubule-based movement
Cellular component (GO): dynein complex
Molecular function (GO): minus-end-directed microtubule motor activity; ATP hydrolysis activity; dynein intermediate chain binding
Source: RefSeq, a predicted model, not a curated record
ACUAGGAUUAGUGAAACCCGAGGAUAAAGAUGGCGAAUGCGAAGUCCUCGACCAGAGGGAUGUGAUAAUUCCGAUUUCUUUGUCUCAUUUUGAGAAUUUUGCAAGAUCGAAAAAAAACGUAAUCUUGCACGAAUAUUGAGCUAGAGGAUUCUAACGUUGCGAUGCCAUUUCGUGUUGGCAAACUUUGCUGAAAUUCAUCGAAAGUGUGGAAAACACCUCAUUAUUUUGGGACACUCCGAUAAACAUGGAGGGUGGUACAAAGCAGAAGGGCAGAGAUCCACACACCCCAAUAAGAUUCCUGCCUCAACUGCCUCAGACCAGGACAAAGCCAGCAUGGCAGGAGGCCGCUCCAUCCUUCCAACUCAGCAACAAGCGUGAACAGGAAGACGACUUUUUAAAUGGCAUGGCCAAAAAACCUAAACACUUGCGUAGUAAGACAUGGGAUGUUCCAAAUGGUAGGGGGUCACCCACUUCACCCCCUGUCCCACCUAUUAAUGGAAAGAAACAGGCAGCUACCUCCUACGCCCCUAAAAAAGACAGAGAAGCGUUCCGAAGUGCACUGGUUAACAUAAUUAUGCAAGAUGGGGCUGCUCCACCUCCGAGGCCAUCCUCAGCGGGAGCCGAGCUUCCUCCAUUAGAGAGGACAGGAUCUCCAACUGCUGCUGAAAAAGAUAUUUUGAGAUACUACUACUACAUCCACAAUGGCAUAGACACAGAGCAUGUUGCGCCAAUGGAGGACUCAUGGCUUGAUCAUGUUCUUAGUCUUGUGCCCAGUAGGCUUAAGGAUGGCCUGGAAGUUUGCAUUGAGAAUUUAUCUGAUGAGAUGAAGGAGGAUUAUCUUCUCAGUGUUAAAAAGGCUAUAGUUGAUUUUGUGCUGAAGGAUCCAAGGGAGAAAGAAGAGGACAAAAAAGAGGAAGUCUUGGAGCACAGAAUAGAAUUGGAUCAAGUCCCCAAGCCAUGGUACAAGUCGUACCUGAUGGCUUCUGCAGCAAUUGAACAAGACCUGUUUGUAACAAACCCGACAAUGGCUGGAGUACUGGACCUGUGGCACAAAACAUUUGGGACAUUACGGCUUGUGGACAAGAAUGAUAUCCAAAUGAGACCUGAGGCACUAGAGCUUGCAAUGUUCCAAAAUGUUGUGAUGAGACACAUUGAAAUAGCCAAAGAGACACUGCUAAAGAGAUGGUUCCCAGAAGUCCAGAAUAUUUACUAUCAAGGAAACAAGCGUAAGCAAGUCCCUAGCAACCAGAAUGCUAAGAGGUUAGAGGCCUUCUUCAACUCUGCAUCUGUGCUGAUGACUAACCAACUGCAGAUGUUGGCUCUAAAUUCCAUAUCAGACUACACAGAACUCUUCUGUCCUCCAUCGUCUUCAAUAAGGGUGCUGGAGCAUCCAGGAUUCAUCAUGCGUCUUGUCCUGGAAGGUGACACUGUCAAGUUUGAGCCAGACUUUAAAGAUUUUGAGGUUGUUCUCCUGAAUGUCUAUGAUGUAAUGAUUAAGGCUGUCAUGGUUGUGCCACGGGUGGAAACUAAGCUGUAUUCAGAAUGGUCUGGGACCAAGAAGACCUUGAAACCUAUUAUUUCAGAGGAGAUUGUCAAUGAAGCAAAAGCCAAGGUACAUGCAGUCAUUGAGCAUGAAAUGGCAGGACCAAAGGAGCAUCUCAAAUUUUAUGACAAAUACAAAGAUUUAAUAACAAGAAAGGCUGAAGCCGAUGUUGAUCAGUUCCUUUUAGAAGGUCACAAGUUCAACAGAUUUUCUAAGGAAGUGGAGAAGUUUGCCAAACUUGUUGAUGAAAUCCAAUACAACUCCAGAAAGGUUAUUAGAGUUGGCAUGUUUGAACUGCACUGUGAUGAGCUGAUUCGAGCCCUGGCAAAGAGAGGAGAUGGGCUGAGAACAAAGCUACUGCAGAGAAUGAGCAAAGAUCACCAAGUGCUCAACAAGAUGUUGUGUGAGGAGUAUGAGAAGAUUGCAGAGAAAGCUUUGACAUCUCCAGCAAAUACGGAACACUUGAUGGAGCUGAAGAAUUACAUCGAACAAGUGGAGAACGAAACGAUAUUUGAUCUCGAGAAGCGUCUAGUGGAAACUAAGAGCCGACUUGGUUUCUUGGUGGAUUAUGCCUCGUUUUCUCCGGCCGACAUGCGACUCAACAACAGCGUGUUCCAAUGGCAUUUUCGAAUGCCUGAGGUGUUCGAGGAGCACAAGAAGAUCGUGAACGCUAAUCGCGUACAGUACGAGAACAGUCUCAAGAUGCGCCGUGAGAGGUUCGUUGAAGAACUGGAGAGCUACUCCAAGCAACUUGAGGAAUUCCAGACUUUCGGUGAUAUGUCUGAGGUUCCACGGUAUCUGAAGAAAGCACAAGCGCUUCACCAACGCUUGGAGACUGCUGCAGAAAAGAUUGUAACAUUUAACGUGGAGGAGGAAGCGUUCGGAUGGGACACAACCUCAUACCCCCAGCGUCAACAGCUCAUCAACACACUCAAUCCCUACCUGAAGCUCUACGAGACAACUGUCGAGUUCCAGAACAAGUAUAAAGAAUGGAUGGAGGGCCCAUGGGGAACCAUUGACCCAGACAAGGUAGAAAGCGAAACUGGUAACUACUGGCGUUCUCUCUACAAGUUGGAGAAACAGCUGACGGAAGUACCUUUGGCUCAGAGGAUCGCUGGAAGGAUGAAAACCAAAGUCGAGGAGUUCAAGGAGUACCUCCCCCUGGUCCAAGUGGUGUUCAACCCCGGUCUGCGGGACCGCCACUGGGAGCAAAUGUCCGAGAUCCUCGGAUUCCCACUCAAACCAGAUGAAGACAUGAAUCUCGCCAAGAUGGCAGAGAUGAACCUUGAGCCGUACCUGGCACAAUUUGAGACGAUCAGUGAGGCAGCAAGCAAGGAGUUCUCCUUGGAGAAGGCGAUGGAGAAGAUGGUUGGAGAGUGGGACGCGGUGGAGUUUGUAAUGAUCCCUUACCGCGAGACAGGGACACACAUCCUGUCGUCUAUUGACGAUAUCCAGACGCUCCUUGAUGACCAGAUCGUCAAGACACAGACGAUGAGAGGAUCACCAUUUAUCAAGCCUUUCGAGAACGAAAUAAAGGAGUGGGAAGGCAAGCUGAUCCUGACCCAGGAGAUCAUAGAUGAAUGGCUCAAGGUGCAAGCCACGUGGCUGUAUCUAGAACCCAUCUUUAGCAGUCCUGACAUCAUGGCACAGAUGCCAGAGGAGGGGAGGCGUUUUAGCACAGUUGAUAAAAACUGGCGUGAGACCAUGAAAGUGGCUGUCCUGGACAAACAUGUGCUGACUGUUAUUGGCAUUGAGAAGAUGCUGGAGAAACUGAAGAAAUCGAACGAGUUGCUGGAAUUAAUCCUCAAGGGAUUGAACGAGUACUUGGAGAAGAAACGACUCUACUUCCCGAGGUUCUUCUUUCUCUCCAACGAUGAGCUUCUUGAGAUUCUCUCCGAGACCAAGGACCCCACGAGGGUGCAGCCCCAUCUGAAGAAGUGCUUUGAGGGCAUUGCCAGCCUCCAGUUCACAGAUACUCUAGACAUCACACACAUGAAGAGCUCCGAGGGUGAGCUUGUGCUCCUGAAGGACGUCAUAUCAACCUCCAAGGCACGCGGUCAGGUGGAGAAGUGGCUGCUUGAGCUUCAAGAGGACAUGGUGGCAAGUGUCAGGAAGGUGAUCAUGGAGGCGAUGGAGGCAUACUUGAAAGAGGAGCGUGUCAAGUGGGUGCGUGACUGGCCUGGACAGACUGUCCUCUGUGUUACCCAGUACUACUGGACGGCAGAGGUACACAAGGCUAUCCGCGGUGGCCAGAAGCAGCUUGACCAGUACUUGCAGCAGAACAAUUCUCAGAUUGAUGACAUUGUGACCCUUGUGCGAGGAAAGCUAUCCAAACAGAACCGUGCGACUCUUGGCGCACUUGUGGUACUUGAUGUGCACGCCAGGGACGUGUUGACAAAGCUGUGUGAACUAGGAAUAUCAUCAGAAGAUGAUUUCGAGUGGCUUGCUCAACUGCGCUAUUACUUUGAGGAGGAGAAUGUCAUGACGCGGAUGAUCAGCGCUCACUUGGCUUACGGCUACGAGUACCUCGGCAACUCGGGUCGUCUUGUCAUAACUCCGCUCACCGAUCGAUGCUACAGAACACUGUUCGGUGCGUUGCAGCUUCACCUGGGUGGAGCACCCGAAGGACCAGCAGGUACAGGCAAGACUGAGACCACCAAAGACUUGGCUAAGGCUGUCGCCAAACAGUGUGUCGUAUUCAACUGCUCUGACGGCUUGGAUUACAUCGCUCUCGGAAAAUUCUUUAAAGGUUUGGCAUCGUGUGGCGCUUGGUCGUGCUUUGACGAAUUCAACCGUAUUGACUUGGAAGUAUUGUCCGUCGUUGCACAACAGAUUCUCACCAUUCAGAUGGGUAUUAAGUCUGGGGGCGACACCCUGCUUUUCGAGGGCACGGAGAUCAAGUUAGACCCAACAUGCGCCGUCUUCAUCACAAUGAACCCUGGUUAUGCAGGACGGUCUGAGCUGCCAGAUAACCUUAAGGCACUGUUCCGUACUGUCGCUAUGAUGGUGCCUAACUAUGCCAUGAUCGCCGAGAUCUCCCUCUACUCCUAUGGAUUCGUCAAUGCUCGCUCGUUGGCUGUGAAGAUUGUGACAACAUACACGUUGUGCUCGGAGCAGCUGUCGUCCCAGCAUCAUUAUGAUUACGGCAUGCGUGCCGUCAAGUCCGUGCUGACCGCAGCAGGUAACCUUAAGUUGAAGUACCCGGAUGAGAACGAAGAUAUCCUUAUGCUGCGCUCCAUCAAUGACGUCAACUUGCCGAAAUUCCUUGCUCACGAUCUGCCCUUGUUUGCCGGUAUCACGUCUGAUCUGUUCCCGGGCGUACAACUGCCCAAACCCGACUACACAGUGCUAACAGCAGCAGCUGCUGAGGUGUGCAAGUCGAUGAAUCUGCAGAUGGUCGAUGAGUUCCUUACAAAGAUUUUGCAGAUUUAUGAGAUGAUGAUCGUGCGUCAUGGCUUCAUGAUUGUUGGUGAGCCUUUUGGCGGUAAAACGUGUGCCUACCGGGUGUUGGCCAAGGCACUCAGCGAUGUAGCCGAAAAGGGCUUGAUGGAAGAGAACAAAGUGCAGAUCGUUGUGAUCAACCCCAAGUCAAUUACGAUGGGACAGCUGUAUGGGCAGUUUGACCCUGUUUCCCACGAGUGGUCUGAUGGAGUAUUGGCAGUCAACUACAGGGCAUUUGCAUCAUCCACGACUCCUGAUCGUAAGUGGUUGAUAUUUGACGGGCCAGUGGACGCUGUCUGGAUUGAGAACAUGAACACUGUACUUGAUGACAACAAAAAGCUUUGCUUGAACAGCGGUGAGAUCAUUCAGUUGGCUUCUACCACCAACCUGAUCUUUGAGCCCAUGGAUCUGGAAGUCGCUUCUCCUGCAACAGUCAGUCGCUGUGGAAUGAUCUACAUGGAGCCCCACAUGCUUGGAUGGAAACCCCUACUCACCUCCUGGCUUCACACCUUGCCCAAGACACUGAACGAAGAGAACAAAGAACUGAUCAAGGACUUGUUCGACCGCAUGGAAGAAGCACUCCUGCAGUUUAUACGCAAAGGCGGCUUCAAGGAGCUGUCCCCUACCAACGACACAAACCUGGUCAACUCCCACAUGAAUAUGAUGGAUACUUUAAUGGAUGAGUUCCACGACGAGCAGAGGUUCAAGGAGCUCAACGAGAGAGAAGUUGCUGCCUGGCUUGAGUGUAUCUACUUGUUCUCAUGUGUAUGGUCGCUUGGGGCGACGCUCGAUGGAGAAGGACGUAAAUCAUUCGACAAACUUCUCAGGGAAAUUGUCGAAGGUCCACUGUCCCUUGAGUCCAAAAGCAAGUACCACAUCCUUGAGAUUGUGGAUCCGCCACCGCGACCGUUCCUCUGCCCCUUCCCCAGCAAAGCUACAGUCUAUGAUUACAGGUUUAUCAAGGAGGGCAUGGGAAAGUGGGAGCUGUGGACAGAAGAAAUCAAGGAUGCGCCUCCAAUCCCCAAGGACAUGGCAUUCAAUGAGAUCAUUAUCCCUACUGUGGACACGGUGCGUUACACGUACCUGAUGGAGCAGCUUGUCACGCACGGAAAGCCAUCUCUGUUUGUUGGACCAACAGGCACCGGGAAGUCUGUCUACAUUACGAACUUCCUGCUGAAGAAAUUAGAAGAGACAUACAAGCCUUUGCUCAUCAACUUCUCGGCGCAAACAACAGCCAAGCAGACUCAGGAUAUUAUCAUGUCUAAGCUGGACAAGCGAAGAAAAGGCGUCUACGGGCCGCCGUUAGGAAAGAAGACGGUUGUCUUUGUGGAUGAUCUUAACAUGCCAGCACGUGAAGUGUACGGUGCACAGCCCCCCAUAGAGCUGCUGAGACAGUGGCUCGACCAUUGGCAGUGGUACGACUUGAAGGACACUUCUCCCAUUCACCUUGUGGAUAUUCAGAUUCUCGCAGCUAUGGGCCCCCCUGGUGGUGGGCGUAAUCCUAUCACUCCUCGCUUCUUACGGCACUUCAACACCAUCAGCAUCACCAAGUUUGACGAUGGUACCAUGGUGAAGAUUUUCAGCCGGAUCAUGAACUGGCACCUCACCACAAAGGGCUUCUCGAAGGAUUUUGGUCCCAUCGGCGACAUGCUGGUGAACGGAACUCUUGAGAUAUACAGGAAUGCUAUCGUAAACUUGUUGCCCACUCCAGCCAAGUCACACUAUCUUUUCAACCUAAGAGACUUUGCCAGGGUUAUCCAGGGCACUCUCCUGUCUGCGCCUGACAGGAUUACCGAACACGACAUGCUCAAGCGCUUGUGGUCGCAUGAGGUGUUCCGGGUGUUUUACGAUCGUCUUGUGGAUGACGGUGACCGAGAUUGGUUGUACAACAACUUAAGAGAAGUCUGUAAAUCGCAUCUAAAUGUAGAGUUCGACACACUCUUCCAGCGACUCGACUUCGAUGGAGAUGGCAAGGUUAAGGAGGAUGACCUUCGCAGUUUGGUGUUCUGUGAUUUCACGGACGCUAAGGCGGACCCCAAACCAUACGUGGAAGUGGAGGAUCUGGACAAACUGAGAGGAGUGGUGGAGAACUACUUGGAUGAGUUUAACAAUAUGAGCAAAAAGCCCAUGACUUUAGUACUCUUCCGGUUCGCUAUCGAGCACGUGUCCCGUAUCUCGCGAGUUAUCAAGCAGCCCCGCGGGCAUUGUCUGCUUGUCGGGGUGGGAGGCAGUGGAAGGCAGAGUCUCACAAGGCUUGCCGCUCAUAUGGCAGACUUCGAUCUCUUCCAGGUUGAAAUAGGAAAAGGUUACACGUCAACCGAGUGGCGAGAAGACAUCAAGGCAAUUCUCCGUAAGACCGCGGAAGGCGAGACCAACGGGGUAUUCCUGUUCACAGACACGCAGAUCAAAGAGGAGUCCUUCCUGGAGGACAUCAACAACUUACUGAACGCUGGUGAAGUGCCUAACUUGUUCCCUUUGGACGAGAAGCAGGAGAUCUGCGAGAAGAUGAGGCAGUUUGACAGGCAGCGUGAUAAAUCCAAGCAGACUGACGGAAGUCCUGUAGCGCUGUUUAACUAUUUCAUUGAACGAGUCAGAGACCAGCUGCACAUUGUCUUAGCCAUGAGCCCCAUCGGCGACGCAUUCAGAAACAGACUGCGCAAAUUCCCAUCACUCGUCAACUGCUGCACCAUAGAUUGGUUCCAGUCUUGGCCAGCAGACGCGUUACAGGUGGUGGCCCAGCGGUUCCUGGAAGAGUGCGAGAUCGAGGCAGAUGUGAAGGAGGGAUGUGUGGAGAUGUGCAAAUCCUUCCACACCAGCACACGUGACCUGUCUUUACGAUACCAAAGCGAGUUGAAGCGUCAUAACUACGUCACACCCACAUCGUACCUGGAGCUUAUCAGUACAUUCAAGGCGUUACUCAACAAGAAACAACAGGAGGUGGUUAAAGCUAAACGACGAUACGAAGUUGGUCUGGAAAAGCUGAACUCCGCACAGUCUCAGGUGGCGUCCAUGCAAGAGGAGCUUGAAGCUCUGCAGCCUCAGCUGAUUCAAGCAGGGAAAGAGGUGGACGACAUCAUGGUCAUCAUCGAGAGAGACUCCAUUGAGGUCGCCAAGACCGAAAAGAUUGUCAAAGCUGACGAGGCGGUCGCCAAUGAGCAGGCGAUGGCAGCUAAAGCGAUUAAAGACGAGUGUGACAAGGACCUUGGUGAAGCUAUCCCCAUUUUGGAGAGUGCCUUGGCGGCGCUCAACACUCUUACACCUGCCGACAUCACGGUGGUGAAGACCAUGAAGAGCCCCCCAGCAGGCGUCAAACUUGUGAUGGAGGCCAUCUGUAUCUUGAAGGGUGUCAAGCCAGACAGGAUUCCUGAUCCAUCUGGAUCUGGCAAGAAAAUUGAAGACUUUUGGGCCCCAUCGAAGCGUAUUCUUGGCGACAUGAAGUUCUUGCAAGGUCUUCAGACUUACGACAAAGACAAUAUCCCCGCACCAGCCAUAAAGCAGAUCCGUCAAAAAUACACUUCCAACCCCGAGUUCGACCCUGAUAAGAUCAAGGUGGCCUCCACUGCAGCGGAGGGUCUGUGCCGAUGGGUCAUUGCUAUGGACUCUUACGAGAAAGUGGCGAGGGUCGUGGCUCCAAAGAAGAUCGCCCUUAAGGCAGCCGAGGAGGAGCUUGCUGUUGCUAUGGAGGGUUUGAAUAAGAAGCGCGCAGCCUUGAAGGAGGUACAGGACAAGCUAGCGAGAUUACAGGAGAAGUACGAAGCAAACGUAAAGAAGAAGAGUGACUUGGAGAAGCAGGUGGAUCUCUGUUCUAAGAAGCUGGACCGUGCUGAGAAGCUCAUCGGUGGUCUCGGAGGAGAAAAAACUCGGUGGACCGAGGUGGCUAAUGCGCUUGGCAUCAGAUAUACCAACUUGAUAGGAGAUGUACUUGUGUCAUCUGGUGUCGUCGCGUAUCUCGGCGCAUUUACCGCGGCAUUUAGACAGGAACAAGCGAACAAAUGGCUGAACGACUGUAAGACGAACCACAUUCCCUGCUCAGAUGACUUCUCCGUCACCUCUACACUAGGCGAGCCCGUCAAGAUACGAGACUGGACGAUUUUUGGUCUCCCUACAGACAGUUUCUCCAUCGAGAACGGAAUAAUCAUCAAUAACGCCAACCGCUGGCCACUGAUGAUCGACCCUCAGGGCCAAGCCAACAAAUGGAUCAAGAACAUGGAGAAGAAAAACAACCUGCACGUCAUCAAACUGACCGACGCCGACUAUGUGCGAACACUAGAAAACUGCAUUCAGUUUGGCACUCCGGUUCUACUGGAGAAUGUUGGCGAGGAGCUCGACCCGCUGCUUGAACCAUUGCUGCUAAAGCAGACCUUUAAACAAGGCGGCAGCAUUUGCAUCAAAGUCGGCGACAGCGUCAUUGAGUAUUCCAAGGACUUCAGGUUUUACAUCACAACCAAGCUUCGUAAUCCGCACUACUUGCCAGAAACUGCUGUUAAGGUCACGCUACUUAACUUCAUGAUCACGCCAGAAGGUCUCGAGGAUCAGUUGUUGGGUAUCGUGGUGGCUCGUGAGCGGCCCGAGCUGGAGGAAGAGAAGAACGCUUUGAUCUUGCAGAGCGCAGAAAACAAAAGACAGCUGAAGGAGAUCGAAGACAAGAUUCUCGAAGUUUUGUCCUCAUCGGAGGGCAACAUCCUGGAAGAUGAGACCGCCAUCAACGUCCUCUCCUCCUCAAAGGUCCUCGCAAACGAAAUUUCCGAAAAACAGGCUAUCGCCGAGGAGACGGAGGAGAAAAUCGACAAGACCCGAAUGGGCUACACUCCCAUCGCCGUACACUCCGCCAUUUUGUUCUUCUCCAUCGCUGAUCUUGCUAACAUCGAGCCCAUGUACCAGUACUCUCUCACAUGGUUCAUCAACCUAUUUAUCAUGUCCAUUGAUAACUCGGAAAAGUCCGAGGAACUUGAUAAGAGGCUGGAGAACCUGCGAAAUCAUUUCACAUAUUCGUUGUACUGCAAUGUUUGCCGAUCUCUUUUCGAAAAGGACAAGCUGCUGUUUUCGUUUCUGCUCUGCGUUAACAUCCUCAUGCACGACGGCGAAGUCUGCCGGGACGAGUGGCGUUUUCUGCUGACCGGAGGGGUAGGUCUGGACAAUCCUCACUCUAAUCCUGCUUCCUGGCUACCGAGUAGGUCCUGGGACGAGAUUUGCCGACUGGACGACAUGAGCAAGUUUAAAGGUUUCCGUCAAAAGUUCCCGCGUACCUUGGAGGGCUGGAAGAAGAUCUAUGACAGUAAUGAGCCGCAAACCAUGCCCCUUCCGGGCGAGUGGGAAGAGAAAUUUGACUUUUUCCAGAAAAUGGUGUUACUGAGAUGCUUAAGACCAGAUAAGAUCACGCCGUGCGUACAGAACUUUGUCACCGUCAAACUGGGCAAGAAGUACAUCGAGCCGCCCCCAUUCGACCUCGGCAAAGCGUUUGCUGAUUCCAACUCUUGCGCUCCCCUCAUCUUCGUGCUGUCUCCGGGCUCAGAUCCCACGGCAGCUCUGCUUAAGUUUGCUGAUGACCAGGGAUUCAGCGGCUCCAAGCUCAGCUCUCUGUCUCUAGGUCAAGGCCAGGGUCCUAUCGCUCUGCGCAUGAUCGAGAAGGCUGUCAAGGACGGCACAUGGGUUGUACUGCAGAACUGCCAUCUCGCUACUUCGUGGAUGCCCACAUUGGAGAAGCUCUGCGAGGAGUUGAACCCUGACACCACACACCCUGACUUCCGCCUGUGGCUUACUAGCUACCCUUCGCCCAACUUCCCUGUCACAGUGUUGCAGCGGAGUAAAGAUGACAAGAACGGAGUAAAGAUGACAAACGAACCACCAAAAGGCAUCCGAGCCAACAUCAUCAGGUCCUACCUAGGCGAUCCCAUCUCAGACCCGGAGUUCUUUACGGGAACCGGCCAGAAAUCGCCGCAGUUCAAGAAGAUGUUAUUCGGCUUGUGCUUCUUCCACGCGCUAGUGCAGGAGCGUCGUCAGUUCGGUCCUCUUGGAUGGAACAUCCCGUAUGAGUUCAACGAGACCGACUUGCGUAUCAGCGUACAACAACUGCAUAUGUUCAUGAACAAAUACGAUGAGGUACAGUACGAGGCGCUCAAGUACCUGACAGGCGAGUGUAACUAUGGAGGUCGCGUGACAGAUGACCGUGACCGCCGCACGCUGCUCACUAUCCUCAACAAGUUCUACACUCCUGGUGUCAUCAAAGACGAUCGCUAUAAGUUCUCACCAAGCGGAAAUUACUACGCCCCGGACGAUGGGGACUACGAAACGUACAUUGAGUACGCGCGCAGUCUUCCCCUCAUCAACCACCCAGAGAUAUUUGGAAUGCACGCCAAUGCGGACAUCACUAAGGACCAGCAGGAGACGCAUCAGCUGUUUAACAGCAUCCUGCUGACCCAGUCGCGCUCUUCUUCCGGCGGAGGUCGGUCUGACGAUGAGAUCGUCGCCAGCGUUUCCGAGGACAUCCUCAGUAAGAUGCCGCAUGAGUUCGACACGGACGCGGCACUAAGGAAGUUCCCGACCACGUACACGCAGAGCAUGAACACCGUGCUGGUGCAGGAGAUGGUGCGCUUCAACAGGCUCAUCAAGGUGGUGCGCUCUAGCCUCGUCAACAUACAGAAAGCAAUCAAGGGUCUUGUCGUGAUGUCUUCGGAGCUGGAAGAAGUUGUUAGUGGUAUUCUGAAAGGCAAGAUCCCUGGUUUAUGGAUGAAAAAAUCAUACCCGUCACUAAAACCGCUUGGCAGCUACGUGAACGACCUGCUAGCUCGGCUCAAGUUCCUGCAAGACUGGUAUGAUAAUGGUGCGCCUUCGGUCUUCUGGAUCAGCGGGUUCUUCUUCACGCAGGCGUUCUUGACGGGUUCUAAACAGAACUUUGCGCGUAAAUACACCAUCCCUAUUGACUUGCUGACGUUCGACUUUGAGGUGCUUGAGGAUAAGAAAUACGAGACUCCCCCUGAGGACGGCGUCUAUGUCAACGGCUUGUUUAUGGAGGGUGCACGCUGGGACCGCGACACUAGAGCGAUCGGCGAAUCCCAGGCCAAAGUGCUAUUCGACUCGUUGCCCGUAAUGUGGUUGUGUCCGUGCAAAACAGAAGACAUCAAGAAGCGGCCCCAUUACGUGACGCCAGUGUAUAAGACAAGUGAGAGACGAGGUACACUUUCCACCACGGGACACUCUACCAAUUUUGUCAUGGAGAUGCGCCUGCCAUCCGACCAGCCGCAAGAGCAUUGGGUCAUGCGCGGUGUUGCCUUACUUUGCCAGCUGGACGACUAGAUUAGUUCCCGCUUAUCAGAAGAAAAAAAGAACUUUCUCCAUAUAUUGCUGAGAUAAGCGAAUAUUUCUAGAAAGUAUUUGGUUUAAAGUACGGGAUCUAAUAAAGAUUCCUAGUGCCAUAAAAAUCUUAAAAACACGAAAUUUCUUUUUCCCUCAACUCACUGAAUUCAUAGCUUUGUUUUUGAGAGGUUUGUAAAUAGCGUACUGUAUUCAUAGUGUAUUUAUAGCUGGAUUUUGACUGUAAAUUAUGGCGAACUACUGUUUGGAGGGUAUAUCCAACAGUACACUGUGUAACGGACUUUAUACAAAUGCAAUGUGUUUAAUAAAACACCGUGUUUUCUAAUA